Messenger RNA from Pipistrellus kuhlii (Kuhl's pipistrelle), 4128 nucleotides. RefSeq names its product eukaryotic translation initiation factor 3 subunit J (gene EIF3J). Lineage: Eukaryota; Metazoa; Chordata; Mammalia; Chiroptera; Vespertilionidae. The record is from RefSeq and is a predicted model, not a curated record. The transcript is spliced from 8 exons. Gene Ontology annotation, molecular function: translation initiation factor activity. Bases 121 to 900 code for a protein of 259 amino acids. Gene Ontology annotation, cellular component: cytoplasm; eukaryotic translation initiation factor 3 complex.
CCAGUCAGCCACGGUCCCGGCGUGCCCCGCGCGGGCCAACGAGAGCGAAUCCGGUGACUCACCGGCCCCGCGCCGCCCCGCGCUGGCGCUCCCCUCACACACGCUCACUCCCGGCUCGACAUGGCGGCGGCGGCGGCGGCGGCGGCGGGGGACUCGGACUCCUGGGACGCGGACACGUUCUCCGUGGAAGACCCGGUGCGGAAGGUGGGGGCCGGCGGCACCGCCGGCGGGGACCGCUGGGAAGGCGAGGACGAGGACGAGGACGUCAAGGAUAAUUGGGAUGACGAGGAUGAGGAAAAAAAAGAGGAAGCAGAAGUAAAACCAGAAGUAAAAAUUUCAGAAAAGAAAAAAAUAACAGAGAAGAUAAAAGAGAAAGAACGGCAACAGAAGAAAAGGCAAGAAGAAAUUAAAAAGAGGUUAGAAGAACCUGAAGAAACAAAAGUACUAACACCAGAAGAACAAUUAGCAGAUAAACUACGGCUAAAGAAAUUACAGGAAGAAGCAGACCUUGAAUUAGCAAAAGAAACUUUUGGUGUAACUAAUACAGUUUUUGGAAUAGAUGCUAUGAACCCAUCUUCAAGAGAUGAUUUCACAGAAUUUGGAAAGCUACUAAAAGAUAAAAUUACACAAUAUGAAAAGUCAUUAUAUUAUGCCAGUUUUUUAGAAGCCUUAGUUCGAGAUGUGUGUAUUUCAUUGGAAAUUGAUGACUUGAAAAAGAUCACCAAUUCACUGACUGUGCUCUGUAGUGAAAAACAGAAGCAAGAAAAGCAAAGCAAAGCCAAAAAGAAGAAGAAAGGUGUGGUUCCUGGAGGGGGAUUAAAGGCCACCAUGAAAGACGAUCUGGCAGAUUAUGGUGGUUAUGAUGGAGGAUAUGUACAAGACUUUGAAGAUUUCAUGUGACAUUUUAUCUUCUCUGGUGUCUUCUUUCUGUUGCCCACGAUCCCUUCAACAUGUAGCACAACUUCCUUUCCUUUCAGUUCUGCCAAAUGCUACAAUCAGAAGUGCAGUAUCUUUUGUGCUGGUUACUUAACCCCUUGACACUUAGGUGCUAAUGUGCAAAUGAGGGAACUUGGAUCUUGCUGCCAAGGGGUUAAAAUUGGAAACCUCAGUUGCUACUAAAUCAUAGUUUUAAAACACAAACUUAAUAAUAAUGUUGUCAUUGUUGCUAUCUGAUUCUAUAGCAGCAGUCAGUAAAUUGGAAACAAAGGUUGCAACAUGACAAGAAAUUGUGUAGUAUUGACCAGCACCAUUCAGUAAUACAGCCUUAACCAUACCUCCUUGAACUACUUCAUAACUUGUCAAGAAAAGCAGUUCGCAGCAAGGGCAUGUGGUGUGCACCUAGUAUUAAAAUUGCUUUGUCUUAAAAUUGAGCGUGAGGAUAUUAAACAUACAUUGUGAAGAAGACUGCUUAUGUCAGAGUGAAGAUACGGCGGCUGAAAAGCACUAGUUUGAUACUUAAAAGUUAAAUGACCAAAACCCUCCACUUUGAAGCUGAAGAAGGUAAACUCCAUUAUUGUAUUACAAGUUGUGGAAUCUCUUGAGUGCAUUCUGUCUAGUGUAUCAGACUACUCUACUGAUGAAGUGCUUCAGAUGGGGGAGGGAAACCCUACCUGCUUCAUUUGCCUGAUUGAAGUGUCUGAGGAACAAAUCUCCUUUGUUCUUCCGGGCUGCAGUGGAAUAACUUUAAACAGGGUUUUGGCAUUUCCUUUCCUUUAUAAAACAUGCUCAGCAAGUUGCACCAGUUAACUAGUUUGGUAAAUUGUUAUGUUAACAAUUAUGACAUCUGCAAUGUUUUAUAAAGCAACUAAUUUAAUAAAAUCACUAUUGUGAGGACUUAAAUUUGGUGUUAUCUCCCAAGAGAUAUUUUUGGAGAGUAUAGAGCUCUUGGGACUAGAGUUCUCUAUAUACUUAACAAAGCUUAAUAAAUCCUUGAUGAGUAGUUGAUAGCUUUAAAACAAAAAUGAUUUGCCAGGCCCUUAAUAGGGUCACACUAGAGCAACAAAGGCAUAGGGCUGCUCUCCUCAUUUUAUUUAUUUGGGGGAAAUUAUUUGGUUGUUUAGUUACUAAGGCCUAAUUAAGAUAUCUAGAACUAUUUAUUUGGAGUAAUUGAGCUUAUAACUCAGGUAUGGCUGUGAGCACAGAUUGAGUGAUCUUUAUUACUUAUAUAUUUUUAAGCAAUUUAACCAAAUUUUUAAAACUGUCAGACUCAAAAGUAGGUAGGGACAGAACAAAAAAUGUUUUUAAUUUCUUUUACAUACAAGGGAGGUGGUCUCAAUCAAAACUCUGUAGAACAAUAAAUAGAAGAUGGACCAUCCAAGUGAUUUGAGAAAUUAACAAAAAACAGUGACUACACAGCAAUAAUUACAGCCAAUAAAAAUUGUUUUAAGGCAGACAAGGGCUAAGAUUUCCUUAGCAGUUAAUGAUGACAUGCACUGAAUUUUAAAUCUAUUUUAUUAUAGAGAUCAGUUUCUAACUAAUGGAAAUGUAUCAUCUGUUCCUUAACUGUGUAAAUAAUAUUAAAUUCCUUUGAAACUGGAAUCUGCAGGCAAAGGUAUUCUUUAAUCAAUAUUAUAUCAUGUCCUAAAGUAAAAGCCAUCUUGAGGAAGAUGGGAAUUUUGAACUUAAUAACCAUAUCUAUAUAAAAUGGUACAGAGGAACAUCACUUUUAUAAAAUUGGAAUUUCCUUGUAAAAACUCAUUCUUGACCCACAAAGGACUGGUAUGAUCAGUUCUGGGUUUUAUAAUUUAGACAACAAAGCUCCCAAUGCAUUAUACUGUAAUCACAAACAUCUGACAGUACCUCAUUUUCGUGUAAGAAAACAGGCACCUGUAUCAGAAUCCAUCUAACCUGCUAGCAUGUCCUUUAGACAGCAGCCUGUCUGAGGGUCCUUCAGAAGCAUAUUCACAACAUCAUAAAGUUUGUGUUCAUAUGCCAGCUUGUAAUACAAGUAGAUAUCUUCACAAUAUGUGAGAAACUUCUUCAGGUUUUUCACAGCCGUAUCAGUUGGCUGGUGGUGUUUACAUCUAGACAAAGACACAGGAAUGUACAGGUUAAGGUACUGUAUGUAUCUUGAGCAAGGGCUGUCAUCUCUGACACCGUUACCUAUUGUGGAGAAGGUGCAAUCUAGAUAGAUUCCGGGAAGUUAGGUAAGACUUAACUAGCAUUAGGGGUGUCUGAUGAAUAUGGAAAUUAUUUAGUUAAAAAUGAGUGCCUUAAUGCUUACCUUAAUUAGAAUAAAUUAAUACUCCAAAGGGGACCUCUGAUGUUUAGAAUCUUUGGCACCUCAGGCUGGCUGAAUAGCUGUCCUACCAAAGUGUUUUUACUCAUUUUUUUGCAUACAAAAAGGUCUUUCUGGGGAUUCUUGAUAUUUCUUUGCAUCUCAAGCACAGGGGUGGCAUGUUAUUCUUAGCCAUAAAAUUCUUUCCUAUGCCUUAUCCAAAGCAGAGACAUUUUAAUACUUACUUUUUUGAAAUCUCUUCAAAUAUACUGGUUCUUAAUAACCUUUGCUGCUUAAAUUCUUCCAGGUAAUGAAAGUCUCCUUUAAGAAUCACAUGUUGGUAUAGAAUUUCAGCCCAAUCAGGAACAAAGUCAUAGGCCUCAGCCACAAUAGAAGCCUUGAAAGGAUGGAGGAAGAACACCAUUAGAGCCUAUCGAAUGUGAGAUUGAAGGCAGACUGUUUUAGCAAACUUAAUGCUGCACAUUCAUACAUUGACUGAUCAGUACCCAUCAUACUGAAAGGCCCCGUCUAUCAGAAUUGGUGUCAGUUUGACAUUUUGCUUCCCCUAAAACCCCAAAACACCGUCUUUGUUUCAGUGGGCGGGGGGGGGGGGGAGAGAUAUCUUUUCAUACUAAACUUUAUAAGGAACAGCAAAAGGGCCAAUUUCCUGAAACCGUCUCUCAUUAAAGGACUGUAACCAGGCCCCCAGAAGCCCUGGCUCCCUGUGCUAAUAAUUCCGGUGCGCCAUCUGUAAAACACUGCACCUGGGAGGUGCUUGCUGAACCUCUAGCAGGGAUGUUCCUCUGAACCUCAACUGUCUAAGGAUCAGAAGUGUCUGCCUCCCUGCUGGCCUAACAAUGUGUCUCACCAUUCUCGAACCUUUGCCCAAACAUGCUAGCAAGAAAUACUAC